Drosophila biarmipes is the source of this 1551-nucleotide messenger RNA. RefSeq names its product iduronate 2-sulfatase (gene Ids). Bases 7 to 1551 code for a protein of 514 amino acids. Lineage: Eukaryota; Metazoa; Arthropoda; Insecta; Diptera; Drosophilidae. The transcript has 4 exons. Gene Ontology annotation, molecular function: iduronate-2-sulfatase activity. The record is from RefSeq and is a predicted model, not a curated record.
GUGGACAUGACCAGUGCUCGUCUUCUGCUCCCGCUGUUGCUUCCAGUGCUGCUGGACGCAGUUGCUCCCCUACCGCCACGACGACCCAAUGUGGUGAUGGUGAUCUUCGACGAUUUGCGUCCAGUAAUCGGCGCCUUUGGCGAUCCGCUGGCCAGCACUCCGUAUCUAGAUGCUUUUGCGCAGGGUAGUCAUGUCUUCACAAGGACUUACAGUCAGCAAUCGCUGUGUGCCCCCAGCCGGAACUCCCUGCUCACAGGACGAAGACCGGAUACUUUGCAUCUGUAUGACUUCUACAGUUACUGGCGCACUUUCACCGGAAACUUUACCACUUUGCCGCAGUACUUCAAGGAGCAUGGUUACUACACCUACAGCUGUGGCAAGGUAUUCCACCCCGGGCUGUCCUCCAACAACACGGACGACUAUCCGCUGAGUUGGUCAGCUCCGGCAUUUCGUCCUCGCACCGAGCAGUUUAUGAACUCACCGGUGUGUCCAGAUAAGGAGGGCAUUCUCCGCAAGAAUCUCAUCUGCCCCGUGGAACUGCAAACGCAGCCUUACAAGACCCUGCCAGACAUCGAGUCCGUGGCGGAGGCCUUACGCUUUGUGGAAUCCCGGAGGAGAAACAACCGAGAGCCCUUCUUCCUGGCCAUGGGUUUCCACAAGCCUCACAUAAAUUUUCGCUUUCCUCGGCAAUUUCUGUCGAGAUUUAAACUUUCGCAGUUUUACAACUACACGGAGGACAGUUUCAAGCCGCCGGAUAUGCCGGCUGUGGCCUGGAAUCCCUACACGGAUGUCCGGGCCCGGGAUGACUUCAAGCACUCAAAUAUAUCCUUUCCCUAUGGACCGAUUUCCCGGCAUCAGGCUGCCCAGAUACGACAGGGAUACUACGCCUCGGUGGCCUAUGUGGACGAUCUGUUUGGCAAGCUGAUCGGCGGACUGGAUCUGGAUGAGACCGUGGUGGUGGUGCUGGGGGACCAUGGCUGGUCCCUGGGCGAACACGCUGAGUGGGCCAAGUACAGCAACUUCGAGGUGGCUCUCAGGGUGCCACUGAUCAUUAGAACCCCGCAGUUUCCUCUAGCCCAAACGAAGUACUACCACGGGAUCACAGAACUCCUGGAUGUGUUUCCCACCUUGGUGGAUCUGGCGGGGCUUCCCAAGUUGCCAGCUUGCCAGAGUUCCCAGCAGUUGACUUGCGGCGAGGGGAAAAGUCUUUAUUUCCAGCUAAUGGGUUUGGGUAUGGCUGAUGAGCAUGUGGCCCUCAGUCAGUAUCCCCGACCCGGAAUGCUGCCCACAAAGCACCCAAAUAGCGACAAGCCCAAGCUGAGGAACAUCAAGAUCAUGGGCUAUAGCCUCAGAACCGAUAUCUACAGGUAUACCUUGUGGGUGAGAUUUCAUGCCCAGAACUUUAGCAGAGACUGGCACGACGUGUACGGCGAGGAGUUGUACGACCAUCGCCUGGACUCUGGGGAGGAGUUGAACCUGGUGCCGCUGCCCGAGUUCGACGAUGUGCGCCAGCGCCUGCGCCGGCGUUUGAUGGAGGUCGUGGGCAGCUAG